UCAAUCUCUACAUCUUAAUUGUCGUCGUCUCAUUACUUUUUCAUCUUUUGUCCACCAUCUUCUUCCUUUCAUCAUGUUUCACAAAUUCGCUUCCUUUUUUCCCUUUCAAUGGGAAGGUUUGAACAACAACAUGAAGUAGGAUGAGAUGGCGAACGCAAGAAAUACCAAGAGGGAGGAGAUGAAGUUUAGCUGUAAUAACACAAGCUGAUGUUUGUGAUGAUGAAAAUGAUGAUUAGAAGAAAGUAAAAAAACAUGAAGUUUGGUAUAAACGAUAAUAGUACUGAACUGACCAAGAACGCUUCAUACCUUUUCAUAAGCAAAAUAAGUUAACAUUAUAAAAGCCAAAUAAUCAGGUAAAAAACCUGACUAUAUUUAUGCCAAGUAAUUGAGUUUGUCCUCAUUGAGAGACUAUCCUGAUCCCUCUCUUUCUCACUUUAAUCAUCAUCCUGAUCCUCAAUUUUCAUAAUAAUCAUCCUUUUAGUUUUCAUUCAAAAUAUCCAUUCAAGUUAAAGUCUGAUUCCUUUUCCGUGAAAUCCAACAAAUCCAGUGAAAGUCAUUUGUUUUUAUUCAUACAACAUUAAAUUUACAUCCAAAAGGAUUUUCUAAUUUAUUUUCGAGUUCUGUAUUGUCCUUACAUUCAAUAAUCGUGUCCAUUGAUUGGAAUUAGUGGAUUUGCUGGCAAAUUUAUAUCCAAGUGAUCUACAGUUAGGCAAAAUGGUUGACACAUCAACCCUUGAGUCGAUGUCGUUUGCCAAUGAGACGUCAUAUUUUUAUGAUGGAUCCAUUUCAGACGGAAUUGGACAUUUUUUCAGUAAAAUACGAUUUUUAUUUUAUUUGGUGUCACCUUAUGAAACAAUGUAUCCAAAGCUUGAAAUGGUUCCUCGAUAUGUGGUUGAGAUGUUUCCUUUUUUUGUUUUAAUGGUUGUUUUGGAAAACGCGGUUCGCCUGGUGACUCGCAGAGGAUUGGCUAGAACCAAUGAUUCCAUAGCAUCUUUAAGUUCAGGAAUAUUUCAAGAAUGUUUAAGAAUAAAAGUCCGAAGUAUUGAAAUUAUAAUGUAUUGUUUUGUAUAUGAGAGGUUCCGCAUAACAACACUUCCAUGGGACUCGUUAUGGACCUGGUAUUUAUGUUUCAUAGCCAUUGAUUUUGGCUUCUAUUGGGCUCAUCGAAUAGCUCACGAGAUUGCAUUUAUUUGGGCAAUCCACCAGAAUCAUCACAGUGGUGAAAAUUUCACUUUGGUUGCUGCUCUUCGUCAAGCUGUACUUCAACCUUUCACUGCAUGGUUUACUUAUGUUCCAUUAGCACUAUGUAUUCCACCACCAAUUUUCUUGGCCCAUCUUCAAUUGGGUGAAUUAUUUAUGUUCUGGGUUCACACUGAAGUUGUCGGAAAGCUUGGACCUCUUGAAUACAUUCUCAACACACCAAGUCAUCAUAGAGUACAUCAUGCUCGCAAUCCAAAGUACAUCGAUAAGAAUUAUGCUGGAGUUUUAAUUAUAUGGGAUCGUAUGUUUGGUACUUUCCAAGAAGAAGAUCCAAAGGAACCAGUCGCCUAUGGAUUGGUGCAUCCUGUUGAAAGUUAUAAUCCAUUUUACGUUCAAUUCCAUUCAUGGUAUUUCAUGUUCAAGAAAAUGGGAGAAAUGAAAACAUGGAAGCAUAAAAUUAUGGUGCCUUUCAUGGGUCCAGGCUGGGAACCUGGAAAGCCAAGAUUAGGACUGCUUUCAGAUAUUCCAGAGAUCAAACAUCCUGUCACAUAUUGGGAUCCACAAAUUCCUCUAUUACAAAAGAUUUAUGUUAUGGCUCAUUUUGGUCUUUGUCUAUUGUUUUAUAACGAGCUUAACCUUCGAAAGCAUAGUUUGACUCAAUUCACAGUCACUUGUGGCAUUGUUUCCCUUCUUACAUCAAUAACCACGGUUGGAUUCUUACUGGAAGGAAGGUGGUUCGCUUGUUUCCCGGAAUUAGUUCGAUGUUUAGCUUUCCUUGCCGCUGAACGUUAUCUUCUGCCAAUUGCUGCUCCACUUGCUCAUUUCGGUGUAUAUCGAGAAAUGGUCUUAACUGGUAUUAGGACCGCUUUCAUGGCAUCCGCUAUGCUUUGGGCAAUUGUUUCCAUUCAUGUAAUCUCCAAGAGAUUCCUUUACAAAAGAAUCAAAUCGAUUACCAAAUUUAUCAAAUUGCAAUAAAACCAAUGAGCGGAUAACGAGAAACGAUCAAUCGAGCAAAAUCAAAUUGAAAUCAUUGAAAUUUGUACAAGAAAUGCAAAGAUUUACGUUUACUUGGAAUGCGUCAUUUUUGUGUUUGCUAAAUUGUAGCAAAAUGAUAAAGAGAAUUGCGAACUCUCUAUUGAUUUUCAAUGUGUAAAUUUUGUAAUAUCACUUUGUUUUAAUUCAUAUUCUUGUCGUUGGUUUCUUGCUGAUUAAUUGUUGUAGAUAUGUUUACUUUGACUAUCACUUACAAAGUAAUUUAAAUUGAAACCAAAUUGCCAUCAAGGCAAUUUUGUAUCACAAUUAUGUAAAAAAGAGUCAAGAAAAUAUUUUCUCUAAUUAAAAUCGAUUGAUCGACGUCAA
Messenger RNA from Tetranychus urticae (two-spotted spider mite), 2559 nucleotides. Its product is annotated as alkylglycerol monooxygenase-like. The record is from RefSeq and is a predicted model, not a curated record. Gene Ontology annotation, molecular function: glyceryl-ether monooxygenase activity; iron ion binding. Gene Ontology annotation, cellular component: endoplasmic reticulum. Gene Ontology annotation, biological process: lipid biosynthetic process. Lineage: Eukaryota; Metazoa; Arthropoda; Arachnida; Trombidiformes; Tetranychidae.